This is a messenger RNA of Wallemia mellicola CBS 633.66, 3328 nucleotides long. Its product is annotated as RNB-domain-containing protein. The transcript is spliced from 4 exons. Gene Ontology annotation, molecular function: endonuclease activity; RNA binding; 3'-5'-RNA exonuclease activity. The record is from RefSeq and is a predicted model, not a curated record. Bases 1 to 2820 code for a protein of 939 amino acids. Lineage: Eukaryota; Fungi; Basidiomycota; Wallemiomycetes; Wallemiales; Wallemiaceae. Gene Ontology annotation, biological process: rRNA catabolic process. Gene Ontology annotation, cellular component: nuclear exosome (RNase complex); cytoplasmic exosome (RNase complex).
AUGGACGAUAAAAUUAAUAUUUUAAAAAGACCUUAUAAUCAUAACUUCAUUAAAACUUUUAUAAAAAAAUCAAAUAAAGGUCAAUUAUUAAAGUUGUCCAAGGAGGUUUACACAAGGGAUGAUAUUGAUAACGGUUUAUCUACCUUAUCAACAAAUGGUAUAACAGAUAAUGUGCUUUUCAAUAAUCCUCACUAUUUGUUACCGGAUACAAACGUUUUAUUGUCACAAAUUGAUCUAUUCGAAUCUGGUCAUUUUAAGGACGUUAUCAUUCUACAAACAGUUUUAGAUGAAGUCAAACAUAAUUCUAUACCUUUAUUUAACAGAUAUAAGCAAUUAGUAUUAAAUAGUAGUGAUAAAUUCUUCAUCUUCUAUAACGAAUUCUCAAAUUUUACUCACUCGAAACCUUUAUUAAAUGAAUCACCAAACGACUUCAAUGAUAGAUUAAUUAGAUCCGCUGCAACAUACUUUAAUUCUGUUCUGUCAAAUAAAUCUAUCGUUUUAUUGACGAAUGACGUUGAAAAUUUGAAGUUAGCUCAAACAGAUGGCAUCACUUCAUCUUCCAUUCAAUCCUAUAUUAAAGGCUUCCCUAAUAACAGUACUUUACAAGACUUAGUCGCUGAUUUCGACUCUUCCUCUAUAAAUAAAUCUGCUAAUUCAAUCUUUUACCAGGAUUAUCUACCUUUAUCUACUUUGCAAGCUGGCUUAAAAUCGAAGAAUCUUUUCCAAGGUCAAUUUAAUGCCAACACGUUCAACUAUCUUCAAGCAUCAGUAAAUGUUAGAGAUUUUGAUAAACCUAUCUUGUUAUUAGGUAAAGAUUCCAUGAAUAGAUCUAUACAAGACGAUCAGGUCGUAAUUCAAUUAUUACCUAAAUCUCAAUGGAAAUCCUCUUCAGAUCAAGUCAUUGAUGAUGAUGAAAAUGAUUUGAAUCCUGCUGAGCAAAUUCUUUCUUCAGACGAUAAUGUUCAACCAACUGGUAAAGUAGUCGGUAUUAUUAAACGUCAAUGGAGGUCUUACGUUUGUCAUUUGGAUAAAUCAACUAUCACUACUUCAUCAAAUCAAUCACAACAAACUGUUUUUGUUAGUCCGAUUGACAGACGUAUACCAAAAAUCAAAAUUAAAACCAGACAAGCCUCAAAUUUGAUAGAUCAAAAAGUCGUUGUCGCAAUUGAUCAGUGGAAUAUCAAUUCCCGUUAUCCACAGGGUCAUUUUGUUAGAGCUUUAGGUAAAGUUGAAUCAAAAGAAGCCGAAAUUGAAAGUUUAUUACUUGAGUAUGACGUACCAUAUAGAGCUUUCUCAAAGUCUAUUCUAAAUUGCUUGCCUCCAGAAGGUGAAUCUUGGACCGUUCCUUCAAAGGAUUCUACAAAUCCAAUUUGGAAAGAUAGAGUAGAUUUACGUGAUGAAGUUAUUUGCUCAAUCGAUCCUCCUGGCUGUACUGAUAUUGAUGAUGCUUUACAUGCUAAGUACCUACCAAAUGGUAAUAUCGAAGCAGGUGUUCACAUAGCUGAUGUUUCACAUUUCGUUCAUCCAGAUACAACUAUGGAUUUAGAGGCUGCUUCAAGGGGUACGACAGUUUAUUUAGUCGAUAAAAGAAUUGACAUGUUGCCAUCUUUACUUGGAACCAACCUUUGUUCUUUACGGCCACACGUUGAAAGAUUAGCAUUCAGUGUCAUUUGGGAAUUAAAUUCAAACGCCGAAAUAGUCGACAUUAAAUUUCAUAAAUCUGUCAUAGCUUCGAAAUCUGCUUUUACAUAUGAAGAAGCACAAUUACGAAAGGAUGAUAAAUCCUUAAAUGAUCCUUUAACUGUUGCAAUUCGUUUGUUAAAUCAUAUAGCUAUUCAGUUAAAGCAAAAAAGGUUAGAAAGAGGUGCACUAGAUUUAGCUUCACCUGAAGUUAAAAUACAUUUAGAUAGUUCAGAAUCUACUGAACCUAUAGACGUUGAACAAAAAGAAUCCAAAGAAACUAACAAAUUAGUUGAAGAAUUCAUGUUAUUAGCUAAUUGCACCGUUGCUACAAAGAUAAAUGAAACGUUCCCUGGUACAUCUGUCUUAAGACGUCAUUUACCUCCACCAAAACAAAACUUUGAAGGAUUACAAGAGAUUUUAUUUAAAAGGAAAAACUUAAACCUUGAUGUUUCAUCUUCAGGAGCACUGGCCAAAUCUUUAGAUAACUGUGUUGAUAAACAAGAAGGUAGUUUUAAUACCUUGGUCCGAAUAAUGGCAACCCGUUGUAUGCUAUCUGCUGAAUACUUUUGCAGUGGAAGCGUCAGUAAAGAAACCUUCUCUCAUUAUGGUUUAGCUGCACCAAUUUAUACUCAUUUUACAAGUCCUAUUCGGAGGUAUGCUGAUAUCUUAGCUCAUCGUCAAUUAUCGGCAGCUAUAAAUUAUCAACCUUUACAUAAUUCUUUACACAAUAAAUCUUAUGUCGAAAGUAUUAUGGAUAAUAUUAAUAAAAGGCAUCGUCUUGGUCAACAUGCUGGCAGAGCUUCAGUGGAAUUCUACGUAGCUUUGGCUAUCAAAGCUCGUAAUGAACGUCAAGGUGGAUUUGUUAGAGAGAAAGCUCACGUUAUACGUACAUUCAGGAAUGGUUUAGCUGUUUUCAUACCAACAUUAGGUCUAGAAGGUUUAAUAACUUUCAAGAAACCAAUUGAAUUCAUUUCAGAAGACUUCAAAAUAAUAGUGCAAGAUGCUUCAUCAAAUCAGCACACGAUUUCCGUUUUUGAUGUAGUAGAUGUUGAAAUAUUUGUUGAAAAUGAUAAAAACACUCAAAGGAGCAAAUUGAAAAUGGUAUUGAAGUCACCUUUAGAUUCAACCAAUUUGUAAUUAUACAAUUAAUUUGUUCAUAUAAACAUCUUUUAUACUUCUGUGUAUACUGCUACAAUUUCUACACAUAUUUAAAUUGUUCGCUUUAAUUAGUCGUUCCUCAAAUUUCAUUAACAAUUCAUCAGCAAGUUUGUCAAUCAAUGUUUGAUUCCCUUGUAAUAAUGAUAUAGGACACGUAAAAGAUGAGAGCGUCUUUGAUGAAUCAUCAUUGGAGGUCUUAAUAAAGUAAGUAUAUAAUCUACAUACAUUUGGCUCUUCAUUAUUAGUGUAUGGUGUAACGUACUCUAGGAGCAUACCAACUAAUGUAACGCAUAUGAUCUCAUCAAGGUUAUCAUAUUUUAUCAAAGUAUCAUUUUUGAAAUGUAAAAACAUAUCAUGAAGUAGAUUCAUAAUUAUGUCAGGUAUCAUUGUCGCCUAAGACAUAAUUAUUGGUAUUUAAGCAUCUAUCAAAAUGCGCAUAAUUGAUCAAUAUACAAUUAUGAUCCAAGCAAAGCAACCUGAGAUUCAG